Messenger RNA from Abrus precatorius (Indian licorice), 1218 nucleotides. RefSeq names its product putative NAC domain-containing protein 94. The record is from RefSeq and is a predicted model, not a curated record. Gene Ontology annotation, molecular function: DNA binding. Gene Ontology annotation, biological process: regulation of DNA-templated transcription. NCBI's taxonomy places the organism in Eukaryota, Viridiplantae, Streptophyta, Magnoliopsida, Fabales, Fabaceae. The coding region runs from base 1 to 1218 and encodes 405 amino acids. The transcript has 3 exons.
AUGGAAGGGAAAAAUGAUGGUGAGAAACUUGAUGAGAUUAUGCUACCGGGGUUCAGGUUUCAUCCAACAGAUGAGGAGCUUGUUGGGUUUUACCUAAAGAGAAAGAUUCAGCAGCGACCUCUGUCUAUUGAGCUCAUCAAGCAACUAGAUAUCUAUAAGUAUGAUCCUUGGGAUCUUCCAAAGCUGGCUUCCACGGGGGAGAAAGAGUGGUAUUUCUACUGUCCCAGAGACAGAAAGUACAGGAACAGUGCAAGGCCUAAUAGGGUAACAGGAGCUGGGUUCUGGAAAGCUACUGGGACUGAUCGCCCUAUCUACUCCUCAGAGGGUUCUAAGUGUAUUGGCCUGAAGAAAUCUUUGGUGUUCUACAAAGGUAGAGCUGCCAAAGGGGUCAAAACUGAUUGGAUGAUGCAUGAGUUUAGACUACCUUCCCUCACAGACUCAUCUUCAUCCCCCAAGAAGUACAUAGACAAAACCAUUCCUGCUAAUGAAUCUUGGGCAAUUUGCAGGAUAUUCAAGAAAACCAAUGCUACAGCUCAAAGAGCUCUCUCUCAACCUUGGGUCUCUCCCUUACCUGAAACGACCACUUCUGAUCAUAUGCUAACCAAUGAUAGAGACAGUAACCAAUUUUGUCAACAAAACAUGCCAUUGACUAAGAAAACUAGCUUAACCAGCCAGUUUUGUGAUGUUGACCACAAUGACACACAAAACAUAGCCACUGGGAAUAGUGCUCCUUGUCCUCUAGAUGUUGCCUCUUAUAAUAAAUCCAUUAUUAAUCCAUUAUUGCUUUACAAGCCCUUAGAUCGGUUACCCAUUUCAAAUGGAGACCUCAGCACUGGCUUUAUAUUUUCAUCUCCUCUUGGAACAUCUUCAACUGGUGCUAAAUCUUCAAUGGAUGCUUCGUCCUUGCUAUUGAGUAUGUCAACUUCUGUGCUUGGAGAUUUUAGUACUAAGACCUCUGAGGGAACAACCACAAAUUUUGGGGGGUUACUGGAGCAUAGUAGUGGCUACCAAACACCAUUACUACGUGACAUGCAAGGGACCAUUGGCAACCAAGAUGAUAAUGUAUUGGUAAAGAUUCCUAAUGUUAAUGUGCAUCGUGUUGAUGACCAACAACAAUUGGAGACAUUACGAUCCAUUGGGUUUCCAUCUAUGCCUUUCAAUAUUGGUGAUGCAUGGAAGCCAAAUCUGCUUUGGGAUACUUCCUCUUUGUCAUUGUGA